Messenger RNA from Mauremys mutica (yellowpond turtle), 597 nucleotides. RefSeq names its product V-set and transmembrane domain containing 5 (gene VSTM5). Gene Ontology annotation, cellular component: axon; dendrite; plasma membrane. Lineage: Eukaryota; Metazoa; Chordata; Testudines; Geoemydidae. The transcript has 4 exons. Gene Ontology annotation, biological process: positive regulation of excitatory synapse assembly; filopodium assembly. Bases 1 to 597 code for a protein of 198 amino acids. The record is from RefSeq and is a predicted model, not a curated record.
AUGAGACCUCUACAGGGCUGCAGGAGACAAUGCAUCGUUCUGGGGAUCGUGACCCUCUGCCUGGCUGCUGGGUGGGCUCUACAGACCCAAGGAGGGGUAUCUUUACUAGUCCCGCAACCCAACAUAAAUGCCACCGUGGCACAAAAUAUUCUCCUCUCUGUUGAAUAUUCUUGCAAAGGCAUCGUCUCCAUUGAGUGGAAGCAUGUGUCGAGUUGGGGCACCAACAAAAUUGUGGAGUGGAAACCAGGGAGUUAUACUAACAUAUCCAAAAGUUACAAGGACCGAGUGAACACUUAUGAAAACGGCUCUAUACAGCUUCUGAAUGUAGGCGUGAGAGAUGCUGGCUAUUAUGUUGUCACCAUAACAGAAGAGCUGGGAACCAACGUCUACGGCACCAUUGUAUUAAGUGUCUAUGAGAUUAUCUAUGAAGAUUUACAUUUUGUAGCUGUCUUCUUUGCAUUUCUCACUGCUGUGUCUGCAGUUUUAGUCUGCUGCAUGUGGUUCUGUAAUAAAUCUGUGCAUCUAUUCCAGAAUAAGAGAGACAAGCUUAAAGCAAGAACAGCUGAAGAGAUAGAACUGCAAACCAUUGAGUGUUAG